ACACUUCACUUUCCGGAAGUGGUGAGUUCUGACAGAAGUUCCUGCACCCGAGUUUCUGGACGCUGUGGGUCCCGAACCAUGAGCGUUCCGAGCGUGCUGACCUUUACCCAGCAAGGCUGGGAGCAGGUGCUGGCCAAGGCCAAGCGGGCUGUGGUCUACCUAGACGCCGCCUGCGCGGAGAGCCUGCACUGGGGGUGCGGUUACCCGCGGCUCUUGGAGGUGGUGGGGGGUCCGGCCUGUCACCUGCGGGAGUUCGAACGCGACGCAGUUGGUGGCGGGACCGAGCAGCCGAAGGCGGUGUUCGUGUUGAGCUGCCUGCUGAAAGGUCGCACGGUGGAAACUCUCCGAGACAUCGUCCGCCGCAGUCAUUUUCAGUACUGUGUGGUGGUCACGGCAGUGAGCCACGCCGUUCACCUCACCGCCAAUCACGUGCCAGCGGCCGCAGCGGCCGAAUUAGAAGGGCAGCAACCGGUGUUCGAGCAGCUGGAGGAGAAGCUGUGUGAGUGGAUGGGCAACAUGAACUACACGGCCGAGGUGCUUCAUGUCCCCUUGUUGCUCGCCCCUGCUGCUCCCCACCUUGCCUUGACUCCAGCCUUUGCUACCCUUUUCCCACUACUACCACAGGAUGUGCAUCUCCUUAAUAGUGCCCGACCGGACAAGAGGAAGCUGGGCAGCCUGGGCGAGGUGGAUGCCACCGCUCUGACCCCAGAACUGCUGCUGCAGAUAAGAUGCCUGGUAUCAGGCCUCAGUUCUUUAUGUGAGCAUCUAGGGGUACGAGAAGAAUGUUUUGCUGUGGGUUCUCUCAGUCGUAUUAUCGCUGCAGACAUGGCCAGUUAUGCUCCUGCGAAGAAUAGGAGGAAGACUGCUACGGGCAGGGCAUCCGUGGUCUUUGUGGACAGAACUCUGGAUCUCACAGGAGCGGUUGGACACCAUGGAGACAACUUGGUGGAGAAGAUUAUUUCAGUGCUCCCGCAGCUUCCAGGCCAUACAAAUGAUGUGAUGGUCAACAUGGUGGAGCUCACAGCACUCCAGGCUGAGGAUGAUAAUCAGAAUGUGGUUGCAUCAGGCUGUCUCGCUCAAUCUAAUGACCCAGCAGCCAGAGCUCUGUGGGAAGCUUUACUGAAUACCAAGCACAAGGAAGCAGUGAUGGAAGUUCGGAGGCAUCUGGUGGAAGCAGCAAGCAGAGAAAACCUGCCCAUCAAAAUGAGUAUGGGGAGAGUCACGCCAGGGCAGCUCACAUCCUAUAUUCAACUCUUCAAGAACAACCUGAAAGCUCUAGUGAAUCAUUGUGGGAUCCUACAGCUGGGGCUGGCUACAGUUCAAACAUUGAAGCACCCACAGUCUGCCAAAUGGGACAACUUUUUGGCAUUUGAAAGGCUUCUCCUCCAGAGCAUUGGGGAGUCCACAAUGGCUGUUUUGUUAAACCAAUUGCUGCCUAUGAUUAAACCUUCAGCCCAGAGGACCAAUGAUGACUACAGCCCCGAAGAGCUGUUAAUCCUCCUCAUAUACAUUUAUUCUGUCACUGGAGACUUCACAGUAGAUAAAGACCUGGAAGAAGCAGAAGAAAAAGUAAAGAAAACAUUGGCUCAGGCCAUCUGUGAGGAGUCUCAGUUGUCCCCUUUGCUGCAAAAAAUCACAGGCUGUGAUUCUGCAAUUAACCUGACGUUUCCUAAAUCCAAACUUGCUGUGGAUGAACUCUUUGCCUCUCUUCAAGAUAUUGCUGGAGCUCGGAAUCUCAUGAAGCAGUUCAAGUCUGUGUAUGUUCCUGGAACUCACACCCACCAGGCAACCUAUAAGCCAUUGUUGAAGCAGGUUGUGGAGGAAAUAUUUAAUCCCGAGAGGCCAGAUCCCAUUGAUAUUGAACACAUGUCUUCAGGCAUCACUGAUCUCCUUAAAACAGGAUUUAGCAUGUUCAUGAAGGUGAGCCGGCCUCAUCCCAGUGAUCACCCCCUCCUCAUCCUUUUUGUAGUGGGUGGAGUCACAGUCUCUGAAGCUAAAAUGGUCAAAGACCUUGUGGCGUCCCUGAAGCCAGGAUCCCAGGUCAUGGUGCUGUCCACGAGACUUCUGAAGCCACUUAACAUUCCUGAGCUGCUGUUUGCCACUGACCGACUACACCCAGACCUUGGCUUCUGAUAUCUGCUAAAAAGAUAAAAGACCUGGCCAAGCUGGAUAUACCAAUACCAGACUGUCACCAACCAGAUUCACCUCCACCUGCAGUGUCUCUGUUACUUACUGUGUCUUUGACUGACUUCUGCCAGAAGGAUCUUGAGAAUCACAGGUGUUGUAAGGUACUUCGCUUGGAUUGCUCAUAUUUUUUUUAAUUUCAUUUUUACAAAGAUGUCAGAUUGUCUUUAGUUGACUGGAUUAGUGACCAAUUCCCUUUCUUUUUCAUUUACCUUUAUUGAUCAUCUUUCUGAGUCUACCUUUAACUUCCUUAACUAAAUAAAAACUAGUAGAUAACAACGAAA
This is a messenger RNA of Dipodomys ordii (Ord's kangaroo rat), 2468 nucleotides long. It is a transcript of the gene Scfd2, whose product is annotated as sec1 family domain containing 2. The transcript has 9 exons. Gene Ontology annotation, biological process: vesicle-mediated transport; intracellular protein transport. NCBI's taxonomy places the organism in Eukaryota, Metazoa, Chordata, Mammalia, Rodentia, Heteromyidae. The record is from RefSeq and is a predicted model, not a curated record. Bases 79 to 2133 code for a protein of 684 amino acids.